Maudiozyma barnettii is the source of this 1299-nucleotide messenger RNA. RefSeq names its product adenylosuccinate synthase (gene ADE12). Bases 1 to 1299 code for a protein of 432 amino acids. Gene Ontology annotation, cellular component: cytoplasm. Gene Ontology annotation, molecular function: GTP binding; adenylosuccinate synthase activity. The transcript has a single exon. The record is from RefSeq and is a predicted model, not a curated record. NCBI's taxonomy places the organism in Eukaryota, Fungi, Ascomycota, Saccharomycetes, Saccharomycetales, Saccharomycetaceae. Gene Ontology annotation, biological process: 'de novo' AMP biosynthetic process; IMP metabolic process.
AUGGUUAACGUUGUUCUAGGUUCCCAAUGGGGUGAUGAAGGUAAGGGUAAGUUAGUCGAUCUUUUGGUCGGUAAAUACGAUAUCGUGGCUCGUUGUGCUGGUGGUAACAAUGCCGGUCAUACCAUCGUCGUUAAAGGUGUGAAAUAUGAUUUCCAUAUGUUACCUUCAGGUUUAGUUAAUCCAAAUUGUCAAAAUUUGUUAGGUAAUGGUGUCGUAAUUCACUUACCUUCUUUCUUUAAAGAAUUAGAAACUUUGGAAGCUAAAGGUUUACAAAAUUGUCGUGAAAGAUUGUUUGUAUCUUCCAGAGCUCAUUUAGUCUUCGAUUUCCAUCAAAUCACUGAUAAAUUAAGAGAAAAUGAAUUAGCAGGUAGAUCUAAGGAUGGUAAGAAUAUCGGUACCACAGGUAAAGGUAUCGGUCCAACCUACGCUACUAAGGCCUCCAGAUCUGGUCUAAGAGUUCAUCAUUUGGUUAAUGACUUACCAGGUGCUUGGGAACAAUUCGAAACAAAAUUCAGAAGAUUAGUGGAGACUAGACAUUUGAGAUACGGUGAUUUCGAUUUCGAUGUCGAAGCUCAAUUGGCUCAAUACAAAGUAUUGAAGGAACAAUUGAAACCUUUUGUCGUGGACUCUGUAUUGUUCAUGCAUAACGCUAUGCAACAAAACAAAAAGAUCCUUGUCGAAGGUGCUAACGCUCUAAUGUUAGACAUCGACUUUGGUACUUAUCCAUUCGUUACAUCCUCUGCCACUGGUAUUGGUGGUGUCAUCACUGGUUUAGGUAUUCCACCACGUUCCAUCGAGGAAAUUUACGGUGUCGUAAAGGCUUACACCACUAGAGUCGGUGAAGGUCCAUUCCCAACUGAACAAUUGAACCCUGACGGUGAGAAGUUGCAAACCAUUGGUGCCGAAUUUGGUGUCACUACAGGCCGUAAGCGUCGUUGUGGUUGGUUAGAUCUAGUGGUGUUGAAAUACUCCACUAUGAUUAAUGGUUACACAAGUCUAAACAUCACCAAAUUGGAUGUUUUGGAUACCUUCAAGGAUAUCCCUGUGGGUGUCUCUUACUCUAUCAAGGGUGAAAAAUUAGAAUCCUUCCCAGAAGAUCUAAUUAAGCUUGGUAGUGUCGAUGUCGAAUACGUCACUUUACCAGGUUGGAACGAAGACAUCACCUCCAUCAAGACUUACGACGCUUUACCGGAGAAUGCCAAGAAAUACUUGAAAUUCAUCGAAGAGUUUGUUGGUGUUCCUGUUGAAUGGGUUGGUACUGGUCCAGGUAGAGAAAGUAUGCUACACAAGGAGAUCUAA